AUGCUGUUGAAAUCUGUUUUGACCUCCGGUCUCCUAGCCCUUGCAGUGGGCUCGGAGACCGUCGCCGCAUCCAAGCAUGGUCGUUUUGCUGAGCACGCCCGUGCUCCGUUGGAGAACGCCAAGCGGGCAGCGGAGGCUGCUCAGGCGAAGCAUGUGCGAUCCGAAAAGGAUUUUCGAUUCUCGAACAAGAAGACUGAGAAGUAUCUGGUUAACCACUUGCCUGAUGUACCUUUCGAUAUCGGAGAGAUGUAUUCCGGCCUCAUGCCGAUUGACAUGAGUAAUAGCUCCCGGGCGUUGUUUUUCAUUUACCAACCGACCAUUGGAAAGCCUGUGGACGAGGUGACUAUCUGGCUGAAUGGUGGACCUGGCUGCAGUUCCAUGGAGAGCUUCCUCCAGGAAACCGGUCGUUUCCUGUGGCAACCUGGUACCUUUGCGCCAGUAGAGAAUCCAUAUUCCUGGGUGAACCUCACCAAUGUAUUGUGGGUCGACCAGCCGGUUGGAACCGGCUACUCUAUCGGUACACCAACUGCCACCACCCAAGAAGAAACAGCACAGGACUUUGUCAAGUUCUUCAAGAACUUCCAAAAGACCUUCGGUAUCAAAAACUUCAAGAUCUAUGUCACCGGUGAAAGUUAUGCUGGUCGCUAUGUCCCUUACAUCUCAGCUGCAAUGCUGGACGAGAAUGACAAGGAGUACUUCGACCUACAAGGUGCACUUGCUUAUGACCCAUGCAUUGGUCAAUUCGACUACGUCCAAGAACAAGUCCCAGUGGUGCCGCUCGUUCAGAAUAAUGCAAACCUGUUCAACUUCAACGAGUCAUUCAUGAACGAGCUCGAGCACUUGCACAAGACCUGUGGAUACAGCGACUUCAUCGAAAAGUACCUGACCUUCCCUCCACCCGAGGAGCAACCGACCAAGAUUUUCAACUACACCACAGACGCCAAGUGUGAUGUUUUCGACAUGGUUUACAACGAGAUCUUCAGCAUAAACCCAUGUUUUGAUCUGUACGAGAUUAACCUGAUGUGUCCCUUGCUGUGGGAUGUACUGGCCUUCCCUACUUCGCUCGUCUACCAGGCCGAAGGUUCGACCGUCUAUUUUGACAGGAAGGAUGUCAAGCAUGCCUUGCAUGCACCCAAUGUAACUUGGGCCGAAUGCUCAGCUGAGCCCGUUUUCGUGGGCGGCAGCGCAGGUCCUGAGCAAGAAGGUGAUACAUCAGCAAACCCUAUCGAAAAGGUUUUGCCUCAGGUGAUCGAGGCGACGAACCGUGUUCUCAUCAGCAAUGGCGAUUAUGACAUGGUCAUUAUCACCAAUGGUACACUGCUAUCCAUUCAGAACAUGACUUGGAAUGGCCACCUCGGAUUCCAGGAGAAGCCCGAAACCCCCAUCGACAUUGAAAUCCCCGACCUCAUGUACAAGAGUGUUUUCGAGGAAAAUGGCGCAUCGAGUCUUGACGGACCCCAGGGCAUCAUGGGUAUUCAGCACUUCGAACGUGGGUUGAUGUGGGCAGAGACCUAUAUGUCUGGCCACAUGCAGCCACAGUACCAGCCACGUGUUGCCUAUCGCCAUCUAGAAUGGCUACUCAAGCGGACUGACUCACUUUGA
Molecule: messenger RNA, 1602 nt
Organism: Penicillium waksmanii
Lineage: Eukaryota; Fungi; Ascomycota; Eurotiomycetes; Eurotiales; Aspergillaceae
Gene: sxa2
Product: putative pheromone processing carboxypeptidase (Sxa2)
Exons: 4
Coding region: 1-1602 (533 amino acids)
Biological process (GO): proteolysis
Molecular function (GO): serine-type carboxypeptidase activity
Source: RefSeq, a predicted model, not a curated record